UUAUUUAAAUGUCUAAUUCGGUGUAAUCAUUUCAGGGGAUAAUUAUGAGGAAUGUAAUUUUAUUUUCAACAAUGUUUACCAAGCUUCUGAAGUUCCCAGCGGGUCUGUUUUUGUUUAUCUAUCUCAAUAGCAACCAGACCUUGCCAGCAACAAAGCGAUAUUUGUGAGCUGUAGCAUUUCCCUCCUCAUCUAUUUAACGUUAUUUAAACAAAGUUUACGUGGUUUAUGUAAUGUAACGGAAACGGAGUGGUAGUUACAUGUAGUUCUAAUUAACCAGCUAACUAGCUAAUCGGCAGGUUUAGGUCCUCUGGUCAUGGCUAAAGACCCGUUGGCAGAGGCUGGUCUUCAUUUUGAUGAACUCCAUAAACUGCGAGUGCUCGAGCCUGAUGUGAGCCAGAAAACCACUGAGCUCAAAGAGGAAUGUGAGGAAUUUGUUGACAAGAUUGGUCAGUUUCAGAAAAUUGUAGGUGGCCUUAUUGAACUUGUGGAUGAGCUAGCAAAGGAAGCCGAAAAUGAAAAAAUGAAGGCUAUAGGAGCAAGAAAUUUGCUGAAAUCAGUUGAAAAGCAACGGGAGGCUCAGCAGCAACAGCUUCAGGCUCUGAUUGCAGAAAAAAAAAUGCAGUUGGAAAGGUAUCGAAUAGAAUAUGAAGCUCUUCAAAAAGUCGAAGCAGAGCAGAAUGAAUUCAUUGAUCAGUUUAUACUGCAGAAAUAAGAGUACGGUGUUUCCUCUUUCUGUUGGACAGGAAAAGUGAUGCUAUGCAUCUUGAUUUACAGUGACUUCCUAAUAACUGCAGGGUCCCUAACUAGGUUAACUGAAUUGACCAGUUAAUAGGUGACAACAGAUGUCUGUUUCAGCCUCAACCUCUGACUCUAUUGUGUUAAUUUUGAGUGCUUUUGCAUGGCCAGUUCGAGGAGGCACAUACUCGUAAUCUUUCCAACCACAGAUCAUAAUCUCAGAUGAAUACUAUUUAUAUACAACAAAAGUUAUUUAUACUAUUUAUAUGUUAAUUAGUUUGUAAAUCAGAUCUUUUUUUACAGCAGGAAAAUACAGUAUUUGCAUGUUACUGUAAAUAAUUCCAUCAUGAGACAACAUCAGGUAAAAUGUUUAUUUUCUGUAUUUGUAUUUGAACUGCUGUUUGUGACUUGAACUCAUCCGGUUUUAUUUCCUCAUACGCUCAUGGGACCACAACCAAAAUAUUUUCCGGAAGUUAUGGAAAACUAGUUAAAGCAUAAUUCAUUUAUUGUUUGUUUACAUUUACUGUUUAGAUCAUCAAGUGUGUAAUCUCAAUAUUCGACAAACUUCAUA
Messenger RNA from Sinocyclocheilus anshuiensis, 1306 nucleotides. RefSeq names its product intraflagellar transport protein 20 homolog. Bases 314 to 712 code for a protein of 132 amino acids. NCBI's taxonomy places the organism in Eukaryota, Metazoa, Chordata, Actinopteri, Cypriniformes, Cyprinidae. Gene Ontology annotation, biological process: protein localization to cilium; cilium assembly. The transcript is spliced from 5 exons. The record is from RefSeq and is a predicted model, not a curated record. Gene Ontology annotation, cellular component: neuron projection; cytoplasm; ciliary base.